UCUUAUCUCGUCGAUAAGGAAGUCUUUUAUCAGAUUACUCGGGUCUACAUAACUACCUCGCUCAGUCUAGUCUAUUCAAAGCACACUGUUCCGCUAUUCGUACAAAGUUGGCAAGUUACUGUUAUACGGUACUGAAUUCGCUGUUUACUGUGAAAAACUAGCGAUAAACGGUGGUAGGAAGAGUGAAGAUGAUACUACAGUAGACGGGUUAUUGUAAAAAUAAUAGCGUCUGGAACUUGAUAGGUCAGUUGACCGAAAGCAUCAACCUCCAAGAAUCCGAAAAAUGAAACGAGUAACAGCACUGGCCAUCUUGCCGUUACUGCUUCAAGUAACGUCGGGUUUCCUGUUCGGAAUUACUUACACCGACAUCUGCGAUUCCCUGUGUCGGUGUCCUGGUGACAUUUUGCAAGCGCGCAAUGAAGCCCUGGACUGCAGGGACAGAAAUAUAACUUCACUUCCAGACAACAUCGUAUUCCCCGACGAAGUCACCCGCGUCGACUUCACCAGGAACAGGAUUGAGAGCAUCGCCACAGGCACCUUCUCCAACAACGAGAAAUUGUUAAGUGUCGACUUCUCCGAUAAUGACGUGAGGAUCCUGCCAGAGUGGGCCUUCCGAUAUCUGCCGCUCCUUCAGUAUCUCUCCUUCAAGAACAACAAAUUGACAGAUAUUCAUGAAAAGGCCUUCGCAGGACUAGCGAACCUUACCACGCUAGACUUAAGCUACAAUGAACUGACUACGUUGCCCAAGGACGUCUUCGCGCUGCUUCCUAGCCUCCAGGAAUUGAUUCUGAAUUUCAAUUCACUGACUCACGUCGACGAAAUUUCCCUGCAUCAAAAUGCAGCUCUCCGAACGCUCCAUUUGAGCUCGCUGGGCAUCAGGACUCUACAUCCGCAUUUUAUCCCGCGAAACUUAACGAAACUGAGCAAAGUCUCCUUGGCCUUCAACGACAUGACAGAGAUUCCCGCCAAGGCUCUGCACCACAUAAAGGAUUCGCUCGAGGACCUGGACUUCUCUGGAAACCCAAUUAAGGACCUGGGAGCCUAUUCCUUCUACGGCCUCAGCAACCUGAAGACGCUUCGCCUGGACCAGAUGCUCAAGCUGGAGACCAUAGACGCCUUCGCCUUCGGGGACCUCGUUCACCUGGAGACCUGCACCCUCAGGUACUUGCCCAAGAUCUCCUACGUCGACGAAAUGGCCUUCUACGGGAACAAAAACGGCACGAAGAAACCGAUAGUCGUCCAGGACUUCACCUUUUCCUUCUCUGUGUUAUCUACUCUGCCAGAGAAGCUGCUAGAUUGGAGCGAACUCCGCUACGUCAAUUUGCGCUACAAUAAAUGGCGCUGCGAUUGUAACAUGAAGUGGAUCAAGAAUUCCUCUUUGCUCGAGCUGACUGGAUCCAAGAUGGUAUGUUCAUCGCCUUCGAGUCUAAGAGGCAAAAAGCUAACAGACAUUCCAGCAGAACAGAUGACCUGUUCCAGACCCGAGGUCGAGGUCACUUCAAACCAGUCCCUGGGGAUCAUCAUAGGAGUCCUCAUCGCCGGAAUAGGAGUCAGCCUGGCCACCGUGGCACUCCUGGUGUACUGGCGCCAGGGUUGGCUUUUCGUCAGGCCACAGGGCAGCUACGUACACAUCCAGAGAGGAGCGGAGGAGAUCACGGUCAUAGAGGAUGUGGAAAUGGAUACAGGAAAUUAGGGGAGAUGACAGAAGGAGUCAUAGAGGAUGCGGAAGUGGACAGAGAAAAUAAGGGGGAGAUGACGGAAGGAGUCAUAGAGAAUGUGGAAAUGGAUAGGGAAUGAGGAAAUGAUAGAGGGAGUCAUAGUGGACGUGGAAAUUGAUAUAAAAUGGGGGGAGGCACAGAGGAUUAGGAAAUGGAUAGGGAAUAAGACAGGGGAAUAACACAGGGAGUCAUAGAGAA
Molecule: messenger RNA, 1916 nt
Organism: Macrobrachium nipponense
Lineage: Eukaryota; Metazoa; Arthropoda; Malacostraca; Decapoda; Palaemonidae
Product: insulin-like growth factor-binding protein complex acid labile subunit
Exons: 9
Coding region: 284-1693 (469 amino acids)
Cellular component (GO): extracellular matrix
Molecular function (GO): protein binding
Source: RefSeq, a predicted model, not a curated record